UCGUCGCGGUCACUAAAUGACAACGAAGUUCCACAAAUUUACGCAAAUGCCACUCCAUUUUGAAUUUCAACCCUCGAUCUUCAAAGCUGAGGAGUGAACGACAGCGACUCCCUUUUGAGUCAUCUUCUUCUCAGCCAUGCAUCAGCCGAACCGACAGCAUACUCUUCCGGAUAAUUUAGAGCGCUUGGAGAAAAAAGACAAGCAGCGUGAAGAUAAUCUUAAAUUUCUGAAGACUCAGAUAAACCAGUUAGAUGAAUCUAUACGUGAUUUACAAGAUUUUAGUGAGUCUUGGAAGGUAUCAUUGUUCAGCAAAUGUGGCUGAAACAGCUAAUGAUAAUUCUUCUCUCACUGAGGAGGAAACAAUGGCACAGAUAUUGCAGCAAGAAAACUCUGCAGCUGGUAUAUUUUGCUGGUUGAAAGCUAAUCAUUUAAGUCAGGCAUUGGAUUUGCCAUUAAUCAAGGAUGUUCUGGGUGUUGUAGCUAGUCUUGCCAGAGUUGAUGAUGAUAACGUCAGUAGGCUUCUCUCAGAGUACUUGGGAUUAGAGACUAUGCUUGCAAUAGUUUGCAAGACAUUUGAAGGUGUUAAGGCUUUGGAGAAGUAUGAUGGGGAAGGCUUAGUAAAUAGCAGAAGCGGUCUACAUUUGCUUGGAUCUUCUAUUGGGAGUAGAAUAAAUGGCCGAUUCCGUGUCAUUUGUCUUGAAGAUUUAAGACCAUAUGUUGGUGGGUUUGUAGCUGAUGACCAGCAAAGGAAACUUGAUCUUCCAAAGCCAAAAUUACAGAAUGGGGAGUGUCCGCCUGGCUUUCUUGAUUAUGCUGUGAACAUGAUCAAUUUGGAUAGGAGGAAUUUAUCUUGUCUUACUGCCAGUGGAUAUGGUUUGAGAGAGACAUUAUUCUAUGGCCUCUUCUCUCGCCUGCAAAUAUACAGAACCAGAAGCGAGAUGCUAUUUGCUCUCACAUGCAUAAGUGACGGAGCACUGUCUUUAGAUGGUGGGAUGAUCAAGAAACCUGGUGUAUUUGACCUUGGCAGUCGGAAAGAUGUAGAGGUAAAAUUUCCUGUAGCCUCUGGAAAGUCAAAUGCACCAGUGAACUACAUCCAAACUGAAGAUAUGAUCAGGAAGCUGGAAUGGGAAAGAUCUAAAUUUGUUGAGGAUAUGCAAAGAGAACAACAAUUAUUGGACCAUGCAACAGCCAACUUCACAAGGAAAGCAUAAAAAUUUUCGGACAGGAAGCUUAGCAGAUGUGAUGCAUACACUGCCUUUCAGGCCAUCUUAGCAAUGGGACUGGCCUAGUAGUUUUGUUUGUUGACUAGUGGGAAUGUACUGUACCUCUUAAGAACUAAAACUUAAAUCAGGAUGUAACAUCGUGUAAUUUUGUGACUUUGUUCUUGGAUAGAACUCAGAAGACCGGGUUUGUUUUAUGUGUGAUGGUAUUUACUUUUGUCUAGCAAUUGACGGGCUGUAUCUUUUACUCUGCAUAUGCUUGCUAAAUAUUUUGACAAUUUGGUUGCA
Molecule: messenger RNA, 1508 nt
Organism: Alnus glutinosa
Lineage: Eukaryota; Viridiplantae; Streptophyta; Magnoliopsida; Fagales; Betulaceae
Product: protein DEFECTIVE IN MERISTEM SILENCING 3-like
Exons: 6
Coding region: 252-1211 (319 amino acids)
Source: RefSeq, a predicted model, not a curated record